Messenger RNA from Anopheles coustani, 1254 nucleotides. Its product is annotated as sodium channel protein Nach-like. Gene Ontology annotation, cellular component: membrane. The record is from RefSeq and is a predicted model, not a curated record. The coding region runs from base 1 to 1254 and encodes 417 amino acids. NCBI's taxonomy places the organism in Eukaryota, Metazoa, Arthropoda, Insecta, Diptera, Culicidae. Gene Ontology annotation, biological process: sodium ion transmembrane transport. The transcript is spliced from 7 exons. Gene Ontology annotation, molecular function: ligand-gated sodium channel activity.
AUGUACGGAUCCGUGUGGAACCUACUGAGCAUCUACCUGUACAACCCACUGACGUUCUACGUCGACACGUCGUACCUACACUGGAACACCACGUUUCCUGCCAUCAGUGUCUGCCAGGUCGAGAAUAGCGAAACCAUCGCCGAAGUAAGCGAGGAAUACUUUGGAGCCGAUCGAGACCCGCUCGUCGAUAGUCUGAUCACGGACAUUGCGUUCUACGGUGGUACCUGCUACUCCUGCGAAGAGUGUCUCCCGGGCGGUUCCCAGAGCUCCACGGUGGACUGUGCCGUCCUGCGUAACUUCUCCGAGAUCGUGCUGCGUCACCGGGCCGCCUGCGACCAGCUUCUCACCGGUUGCCAGUGGCAGCGGGAGUCGUUCGACUGUUGCAAGCUGUUCCGCCCGCUGGACACCGAGUUCGGGCGUUGCUACAGCGUCAACACGGCCAACGCACGGCCCAAGUUCGUCAGCAACCGGGCGACCGGACCUGGGCAGCUGCGAUUCCGGGUACUCGAGGACGUGCAGCUAUAUCUGCAUGACGAGUUCAGCGUUCCGCACGCAUUCGUCGAUCGGGCGUUGCGCGAGACCGUACUCUGGGGCAUGCGCAAGGAGAUCGCCGUGCGCGUGAUCGAGACGGAAAACAAGGACACGGUGCAGGAGCUGCCCAUCUGGCGGCGCAGCUGUCGCUUUCCUUGGGAGGUCGUAGGUGGCGCCCAUCAGCUGUACCGGCACUACAGCUUCUCCACCUGCUCGCUCGAGUGUUUCCGGCGUACGCAGCUGGAGUACUGCAACUGCACGCACCAUCUGAUGCCGCUAGCCAUCAACCCGCCUGCUGCGGGUGAAGUCAACACUCCUGUAUGCUCAUUCGAAGGGCUUGCAUGUCUCACCGAGCACUCGGUCGAAAUCGCUCAGGCUCGCAAACAGUGCCCUUGCCUGUCGUCCUGCGUCGAGCCGGAGUACUUCGUCGUGUACAAGUCGGAAGACUUCUACCCCGAGUUGGAGGAGGAGGAAGGCCACGUUACGGUUCAGCUGCUUUCGUUGCCCCACGAGCGGUUCGUACGUAACAUCGCGAAGACGGAGAUGGAUCUGUUCAUUGCACUCGGAGGACUGAUUGGCCUUUUCUACGGCAUGUCGUUACUGACAACCAUCGAUUUUCUCAUCAACCUCUGCAGUCUGACGUUCGGCUCGAUCUACCGCCGACAGUGGCCGACGCUGGUGCUGGCCAUGGCGCUGGGCGCCCUUACCGCAACCCUUCGAUAA